Molecule: messenger RNA, 855 nt
Organism: Cylindrotheca closterium
Lineage: Eukaryota; Bacillariophyta; Bacillariophyceae; Bacillariales; Bacillariaceae
Source: the annotation of a GenBank genome assembly
AUGGCUACCAAGAAGAAGAAAGAGAACGUAGUCUUUCUGAACAUAACUAUUGUUGAUGCUUCCUUAGCCGUGAAGGAAAAAGUCAUGAAAAGAAUGGAGAAGCUACCCAAACCAGUCCAAAAUCAAGCUGCGCAUGCCGCUACUUACUUUACCGGGCGGCGAAAGACUGCUCAAGUGCUAAGUCAACGAUUCUGUCGAGAGCUGCCUCGUACUUUUGCCAAAAAGGGUGUGACGAUUACGGUGGAGGAAGUGUUUCGAGAAGGACCUUAUGUUGUCCUCAAAUUGAAGGUGCUGAAUGUAGACUCGGAAUCGAUUGAUCGCAAUUGGUUGAGAUGGUUUACUCGGAACAUUGGAUUCAAGGACCAAAUUGAAGAGAAUUUGUUACCAAAUCUGGUUGCCAAGCAACUUACAGAGACAAUGCCUGCAUUGGUAGACGAACGGAUGGCUCAGAGCAAGAUAACUGCUGAAACGAAAGUGAAUAUCCGAUCAAAACAGGAAGAAUACUUUCAAAUGAAACUGGAGGAAAUUAGUGAAGAAAUAGAGACAAGAAAGCGUAACAAGUCGCUGCAAAAGAUUCGAAGACGGCUGAGUUUGUCAAGUGGUGGUGACUCGAAAAGAUCCAUAGAUGAAGAGCGACAACCACAAAAUGAUGAGCAAUCCGUCUCUUCAGAACCCAACAAUCUCAGGGCAAAGCUGAAGAAGAGGCUGUCUAGCGUUUCUAUGAAGAGCACUUUCAGUUCUGAUGAGGGAGACAAAGAAAACACUGAGGUGUUGGAUCUUACAGAAGAUGACAAGCCGUCUCGAUGGAGACGGUUGCGUGGAGAUCGAAAUGAUUGUGAGAUCAUGGAAGUUUGA